This is a messenger RNA of Podarcis lilfordi (Lilford's wall lizard), 24204 nucleotides long. The record is from the annotation of a GenBank genome assembly. Lineage: Eukaryota; Metazoa; Chordata; Lepidosauria; Squamata; Lacertidae.
AUGCAAAAGACCUUGGGAGGAAGAUCAGAGCAAAGGGGCGAAGGGAAGAUCCGCGGUCCUUCCCGGGGGGCGGGAUCCGCGGCCCGAGGGGGUGGAGGGAGUUCCCCGGCCGAGAGCCCGAGGCCCCGCCGCCCAGCAGGCCGGGUCCCCGGGGCGCGGGAAGGAGGGCCGGGCGCGCCGGCGGGGAGGAGAAUCCGAGGGCAGGGGGCCCAGAGCCUCGCCGAGCGGCGCGCGCAGCACGUGAGGAGGCGGCGGCAUCGGCAGCGGCAUCGGCGGGGCUGGCCCGGCUCCGCGUCUCCGCCCGCCCGCCUUGCGGAGCCCCGGCAGGAAGGCGGAAGAGCCAGGAGGGAGACGAGGGCGCUGCCGGCGCGUCUGGCGGGGUGAGGCCGGGGGGGGUCUCCCUCUCCGAUACGCGGGGGCGGGGGGGGGGUCCCCUGCUUUGUCUCGGCUUCCAGGAAGGGCCCCCCCCCCGCCGCCUCCCCGUCUGCUCCCUGCCUGCUUCGCCCGCAGAGGGACCGCGGCGUUUUCGGGGGGGGGGUCUGUUGCUCUGCCGUCUGGUAGCUGUGCCCCCCCCCCAGCAGCAGCAUCGCUUGCAUUCUUCCUUUCUUGGUUCUUGGGGCGGGGGGAUCUGGCUGGUGCGGUGGCUUGGAGCAGGAGGGGCUCUCCCUUUCCGGCAAGGGCUCCUCUCCGUCCAGGUGGGCGAGGGAUGCGCUGCGCGAGACUCUUUGUCAGGAGGGGCGGGGGGGGAUCCUCGCCCCCCUUCUGUGGUAGCAGCCUGUAUCGCUUUUGCCAGGCGUCGCUGGAAGGGAUAACCUGCUCAUUUUGCAGCCCCGGGGUUGAUUGCUUUGUGGGGUAAAAUAUGAUAUUUGAGGCGCGGGGAGGGGGCAGACUCUGCUUUCCAGCUCGGACUCUUAUUUGUCCGGGGAGGAUUGGGAUGAGCAGCUUUCUUUGCCCCCCAGGUAGCAGCUGAAGCCGAUCUCAGCCUUCACGAAAGGGUUAAUUGGUAGGUGUUGAAGGCUCCUUUGCAAGCUUGGGGGAGUGGGGGGUGUUGUAUUUAGAGCCCCUGGUGUUUUAAUACUCUUAGGUUAAAUUUUUAGUUCGUAAAUGGGGGGUCUAUUUAUGUUUUUCAGUUGGCAUGGAGGCAUGGAGGCUUGCGUCUAUGGCUGUUGAGCUAAUAGGAUUGUAAAAGGAGUGUGGCAGAGGUUGAGCAUAGGUCGGGCUCUGUAUCUGCUUCUCCAGACUGGAGUUGGAAAGGCCCUGCCUUGCCCCUUCGCCAGCCUUGUUCUCCAUGCAGACUUUAGGAAUGUGUGUCUGGAGGGGUGUGGGGUUCAAAGCUGUCAAGUUCUCCCUCUCAGCCUGCCAUAAGGAGGGUGGGAGAAGCAGGGCCAGCCCAAAGCAUUUUGGGACCUGCCGUGGACCCCAAAAUGGAGCCUCCCUCCCUCCCUGCCAAGGAAGAAGGGGCGAGGGAAGAGCUACAUCAGAAACAAGGGGUGGGAGAUCAACAUCGAGAUCUGCUGCCCCGUGGAUCCUGCCACCUAAGGCCGUUGCCUGGCCUGGCCUCAUGGUUGGGCUGGCUCUGAGAAGAAGGAUUCCUGAGCUCUGCCUGUCAGUCUGCUAAUGGAGUCACACAGACUGUGCUCCGUCAUCUGAUCUGCUCUUGCCUCGGGUGACAGCAGCAGGUUUCUCUGGUACCCAGGCAGCGAUCUUGCCUGAGAGAGGGAGACGACGGAGGUAGACCAGCAUUGGGAGGUGGAGGCCAUCUGCUUUGUGCUGGAGACCCUGUAAGGGUUCCAGAUUACUGCUGUUAGCAAGGAAGGUGCUUCCUCCUUGAUCCCCUUCCUUCCAACACAAAAGCUCUUGUAAGCCGAGAGGCAGGCAGUUUCAUUUGAACUGGGUGGAGAGAUGCAGCAAUCAACUGGUGAGCAGUCUGCUGCAUGACAUCACUGGUUGGGUGGAAGUGCCAUUGGCCAAACGAGCAGAGUAAGUACAGAACUUCCUGCCACGAGUGUUGAGAUUAUAGAUUUCCUUAUAGAGCAGCUAGGAAUGUAUGCUUUUACAAUUGGAAAUACCUUGAUUGCAAGGAACAGCAUGUUUAGAAUGCUGUAUUACCCUUAAGUUGUUUCUCAGAGACAAUGUUUAUUACCAGAGACUGAUUUUUCAAUUUUCAGAUUCAUUUUAAGCGAUUAAUCACCUUUGCGUGGUGUGUGAGAGAGAUGUGUGUAAAGUGAAAUUAGCACAUGACCAGGACUUUGUUGCAUGGACAGCUGGCUAGAAUAGCUAUCCUUGCCAAGCAUUUGAUGGUUUAAGAAUCUUUCCGUUGCUGAUAUGCAUGUAGAGCUUAAAUAUCCCGUGAUUAAAAAAAUUAAGAGUGGCAUGCUUCUCCCUCACUCUUGUGCAUGGUGCAAAUAAGUUUCUUCAUGCCUCCGUAUAUAUAGCUUUUGUGCAAGGGGAAAAUAUCAAAUAACUCUGAUUAAGUUCAAGUAAGUCUUGUAACUUCUGCUCUUUGAGGUUUUGUGUUUUAGCAUCUUUGUGACUUUUAAAACUACAGUAUGACUGUGAAUCCACAUUUUAGUAAUAAAUGUAGGAGAACUAGAUUCUGUAGUAAAUAAAAGCAGGUAAAACAUACUGUAUUCUGCCAUCAUGUAAAUUUAGACUUGUAAAAAAUGAUCUAGCAAAUUAUAAUCCUGUGUGUGAAUGUGAGAGAAGUCGAAACAAAAUAAAAAAAUUCUUUAUUUUGUUUCGACUACGGCAGACCAACACGGCUACCUACCUGUGAGAGAGAGUGCACAUGAGAGCAUGCACAUGUCUAGUACAAUGAAAGGGUUGUGUUUUGUUUCUGUUCAAAUUUGAAAUGGAAUUGUAGGUUACGUAAAUGGGAGCAUAUUAAAUGUCCCUUUCAUAUUGCCCUUAAUCCUAUAGUAUCUUAAUCUUUAAAAUCUGUAAACACUUAACUGCUGUCAUACCUCUGACUAUGUGAAUGUACCAGAAAUGUGCAGUGACCCAGAGUUGGAAAGUAAGUAAGGGGACUUCAUUUCCUUUAAGAUAGUAUUGUUUUCCUACUGUUGGAACGGCUUCCUCUAUUUGUACAGUGGCACCUUGGGUUACGUACUGCCCUCCUUACAAAUGCUUUGGGUAAUAAGCUCCGCUAACCCGGAAGUAGAUGCUCCUCGUUGCAAACUUUGCCCCAGGAUGAGAACAGAAAUUGCGCGCUGGCGGCAGCGGGAGUCCCCGUUAGCUAAAGUGGUACCUCAGGUUAAGAAUGGUUACCGCUUAAGAACAGACCUCUGGAACGAAUUACGUUCGUAACCGGAGGUACCAUUGUACUUCUUAAAGUAACAGUAAAAUGGCAGCUCAUGCAGCCUGUCAAAAUUGUUUUUAGUGUCCCAGGCAGCAUCAGAUGUGUAAUAGCUUUUCAUUUUAAAAACAAACAAGGGCCACAUUUUUGUUCUACUGAGGGUUGCUGGAUCUAUUAUUGAAAAUUAAAGUGUGGAAAUAAGGGGAUAAGCCUGAUAUCCAUGGGACUGUGAUGCUGUAAAGGGUCAGUCCUAACCAGGCUUAUGAUCAAGGCCUGCUUUGGUAUGCCUGUAUCUGGGGCCAAGAGAUACCAUACUCAUAACCAGCUCUUCUAAUUUUAUGUUUUGAUACUUGAGUCCAGUUGAAUAAAGGAAGGGUGCAUAGUUGACUUAGUACAGUAUUUCUAAAUUGCCCAACUAGAAUAACUGGAAGAGAAACACAUCUAAAUAAAAUAAUUGCACACUGUUUUCAAAGUAGGGUUAAUGUAACCAAAGGCAUUCAAAGCUUUGUAUUUUACAUAUAAUUUAACUAGUAAUUUUAGGUAAGGGAAGCUGAUUAGGGUUCUAUCUAGUCAGUCUGUUUCUCCCUCUUCCUCCUCCCAGUUUACUCCUCCAUGCCAUGGAAUAACUAGCAUUGUUUAAUCCUUGAGCUGGUGAAAUCAUGAGUGUAGAGUUUUCUUAAUAAGCUGAAUCCCUGAUGACGGUAUGUGUCAUAUUUUCAUGAAUGGUAUUAAAAAUAUAUAGGGCAAAUGGGCAUUGACACAUAGACCCACCUCUGAGUACCAGUUAAUUUUCACCCCACCCCGCUAAUGAAGGUCUUGUAACUCCUGAUGAUCCCCUUAUUCUACAUGAAAGGGGAUGGAAUUCAAAUUUAAAUCCCCUUUAUUGUACAAACAAGAAAAGUAUGAUCAAUAAAUACUAAGGUAUGAUUCCAAGUUCAUCAGGUCAAGGGAAGGCAGAAUUUGAAACAUACAAGGCUUGCUUUUUACUAGAAAACUGUGUUUAGCAAUACAUUUUUAAUUUAUCAAAAUGAAUGUAUAAAAGAUCAGGAUCUCUUAAUAGUUGAGGAGAGACUACAGUACAUUUUCUUACCUAAGUCAGAAGUGGGUGGCUUGCUGGACCCAUACCAAGGCCCACUCAGUCCUACCUCCUUUGCAAGAAUCCCAGUAACCAGCUGCUGUUAGGUAGUCCACUAACAAACUGUGGGCUACCUUCUGACCCCUCUGCAUUAAGAGUUCUUGGAGAUUUCUAACAUCCUAAAGGCCAUGAAUAAGAUGCCAAGAAAUACAAGAUGCCUUACAAACAUCUCCUAUCAUUCUUCGUCUUAACUUUAAAUAGUCUAUAUCUGGCCUAUCAUAUCUCCUCUCAGUCUUCUUUUUUCCAGGCUAAACAUACCCAAUUGCCUUGUAGCGCUUGGUUUCCAGACCAUUGAGUGAUUAACUUCAAUGAAACUUGCUUGUGAGUAAACCUGUGUAGACAUGGGUUAGCUGCUCUGGAGUCUUUCCACAGCUGCAAGUGGACCCUAAAAAGCUAGAUACUGAAAGUGUGUGGGGGUUAAACUAUAGGUAUAUUUUGGGACUUCAUUUGUGUCUAAUUUACUUUAGUCUUCUUUGGGGGUUUCAUUGGAAGCAGUGAUCUAACGCAAUUAGAGGGCUUGGCACACAAGCCAAAAAAUGUCAAAAUGGCCAGGCUUCCCUUCCCUAAUCUGAAGUGUUCACCAGCCAAAGAGUUUGUCUCCUCUUAUGCUAUUCCUUUCAUCCUGCUUGGUAGUAGCUGAGGAAAAAGCAUCGUCUUGGUUCCCGUCAGUAAACUUGUCUUGCCCCUUAUUUUGCUCUCCUUUCCUUGUAUAUCCUGCUUGAAAGGAUGAACAAUGUUCAGUUCAGUUUAGUUGUUAAAAUGAGGGUGCAAGUUCUUUAGUGCCUGGAAAUUGGCAGAGGGAGGUGUGUGACUCAUGAAAGCCACCUUUGUUUAUACCCUUGGCGUUCCUGUGGGGAGUAUUUCCUAAGUUGUUGGGUUAACAUGUUUCCAGCUGCCUCAGCUGGAAAAGGGCUUUUGGGUAUUUAAAUGAAGUGUUUGCUUGCAGCACAUGGGCGAUGAUCUCAGCUUCUCUGAGGCAUUUUUUUGGCUAGUGGGGGAGUUAACUGUGAACAGCACUCUGGCCCGAUAGUGGUGUCUCUGGAGCCUGGCAGCCAGCCCUGUUUCUGGCACUAGCUCCACACAGGUUUCUGCUCAAGGGGCUGGGAUGCAGAGCAGGAGAAUAUUGGAAAGGCAGUAGAACACAGAUCUCCUUCAUCCCCCCCCUUCUCGUUCUUCACCCUUAUUAGCUGUUUCAAGUUCUAAUUAAAUUGGUUGCUUGCUCUGCAUCUUGAGUGGUUCCUGACGUGUUCUAAACUCUUCAAAAAUUGUGCUGGAAUAUUAAAUUAGAAACAGACAUUAUAGAUGCAAAGGAAGCCUGAAGAAUUAGAAAUUUUCUUUUAAUCUUUAAGGGACUUAUUCUUCCCUGUUGUUCAUAACCUGAGAAAUCUGGAUCUAAUGUGAGGGGGUAGGUGCUGUUCUGGCACUUUGCAGAGUGUUUUCUCAGGGAGGAAAUGGGAAAUGAAUUUAAAAAUUCACCCUAACUAAUGGAGCUCUUUAGCUAUUUUUAUUAAUAGAAUAUGUUCUUAAAAUCACCUAGGAGAGGGCUUUGGAUUCAUCCGGAAAUCAGUAUGUUAGGGUUGAUUUGAUGCAGGGGGCCUGGGGGCUUGGUUCAGCCUUCUUGACCCUGCUCUCUGGGAGCUGCAGGCCAGUGGUCAGUGUGGCCACAUCCAACUCUUUUUCUCACAUGCACACGCACACACCUCCUGAGCUAAUGCAUAUGCAGGUCAGAUCAGGUGGCGAGGUUAUGGAAACAUAUAUAAUUUUAUUUGAAUGUAACCUUUCCACAAUUCAAACCAUAGUCAAGGUGGCUUACAAUAAGAAGAAAAUAAAUAACUACCACAUAAUGAAAGUAGUCAGACAGUAAAUAAAGCAUUAAAAAAUACCCAACCAAACUGAACAAUUUCCACAUAAAUCACAAAAAGGUCUAAAAGAAAGAUACAAAAAACCAACAGCAACAACGCCGCCCCCCCCCACAAAACCCCAGCCCAAGAAUCUGUUCAGCAGCCUCAGCUUUUGUAGCUGGAGUCAGUCCCAGGCCAGGCAGAAAAAGACCUGCAAGGCAGGGAACAAGCAGGUUUUCCAGGACUCACAGCCAGGAUGCCAUGUCCUCCCUCCUGGCUCAUCAAAUGAUUGAUUUUAUGACUGAUAGGGAUGAGAUACGCAUUUGCCAUGCCACCAAAAUGAGAGGGCAGGAGCUUGUUGUUUAGUUGUGGCCGACUCCAUGGACCAGAGCACGCCAGGCCCUCCUGUCUUCCACUGCCUCUCGCAGUUUGGUCAAACUCAUGUUGGUAGCUUCAAGAACACUGUCCAACCAUCUCAUCCUCUGUCAUCCCCUUCUCCUGGUGCCCUCCAUCUUUCCCAACAUCAGGGUCUUUUCCAGGGAGUCUUCUCUUCUCAUGAGGUGGCCAAAGUAUUGGAGCCUCAGCUUCAGGAUCUGUCCUUCCAGUGAGCACUCAGGGCUGAUUUCCUUAAGUAUGGAUAGGUUUGAUCUUCUUGCAGUCCAUGGGACUCUCAAGAGUCUCCUCCAGCACCAUAAUUCAAAAGCAUCAAUUCUUCGGCAAUCAGCCUUCUUUAUGGUCCAGCUCUCACAUCACUACUGAGAAAACCAUAGCUUUAAUUUAUACGGACCUUUGUUGGCAAGGUGAUGUCUCUGCUUUUUAAGAUGCUGCCUAGGUUUGUCAUUUUCCCUUCAUGGUUCACUGCCUUGCUGUGGUGAAGGGGCUUGAAUAACCCAGAGAAGCUAUGAGCUAUGCCAUGCAGGGCCACCCAAGAUGGAAAGGUCAUAGUGGAGAGUUUUGACCAAACGUGAUCCACCUGGAGCAGGAACUGGCAAGCCACUCCAGUAUCCCUGCCAAGAAAACUCCAUGGACAAAGGCGGGAGCUUGGGCCCCACUAAAAAUUGCACAUGGACCAAGGGUUCACUACCCCUGCCCUGAUUUAGUGUCUUGAGAAAUUCCAAGUGGGGUAGUCACAUUAGUCUCUUACAGCCAACAUGAUGUCGCGUCUUGUAGCAGUAUGCCUUUGAUGAAGUGGAUUGGGGGGCCUGUGAGCCUCCAGGUGGUGCUGGACCACCUCUCUCCAAUUCUAACCAUUGGCCAGGUUGGCUCAGUUUGAUGGAAGUUGAGAUCUGACAACAUUUGGAGGGUCCACAGAUCCCCCAUCCCUGAAGGAGACUCCGCUUUGUACAAGCUUGUGUCACAACAAAUGUGUUGGACUGUUCUUUUGUACUGUCUUGCCAGCAGUCUUCUCCAUAUACUAGGUAAGUUGUCUCUGACAAGUUGAAGGAGGUUACCUGAUUCAAAUUAACACCCCUGAUUUACAUAAGCCUGAUAGGCCUUAUCCCAGAGAAAAUAUCUGAAUGCAAUGGUAAUACUGGGAGGACUUCCUGAAUAAAGUAAAUGUUCUGAGGGCCACGCGCCUGGUUUGUGGCAAACCAUGGCUUCCUAUAUAUGAGCAGCAUUCUGGUUUCAUGCUGCUGAAAUUGCACCUGAGCUGGGAGGGAACAAACUAUAGUGCUGGCUUAGAGUUAUGUGCAAACCAACACUUGUUUCUUCCAAAACUCACAAGCAAUAAGCCAAGAAUUAGCCUUGGCUUCCACUCAUGGCUUGUUUCAGGGUUAUGGCGAUGUGCAGACUGUGAUCUAGUGGCUAGAGGGCUGAGCUUGGUUAUGAGAAACUUGAAUUUAACUCAAGGGUGUGGAACUUGUGGCCCUCCAGAUUUUGGACUCUUGUCUCCCAUCAGCCCCAGGCAGCAUGACCAGUGGUUGGGGAGGAUGGGCAUUAUAGUCUAAGAACCUCUGGAGGAGCACAGGUUUCCCAUUCCUGCUUUAAAUUCUCACUCAACAGUGAAGCUUACUAGGUGGUCCUGAGCUAAUUGCUACCACAGAGGACUGUGGUGUGUUUGAAAUGCCACACUUGAAUUCUUCGGAGGAAGGUUUGGAUAGGAGCAUAGCAAAUAUAUAGGUUGUAGGACCUGCGGACAAAAACCAUGCAAGGGUGGCCCAGCCUGUUUCGCCUCUGGAGGCUGAAGCCCCCCACGCCUCCCUUAACUGGGUUGUGUGACAGCAUCCACAAAGCAGCAACAAUGGCGGCAGAUUCUGUCAAAUUGAACUGGUGUUAGCAGCUCACACUUUACUUUCUGCAAGUCUUAGACUUUAAAAAACAUCUGCUGUUUUACCUCCCCUGUUAAUAAAAGGUGGGAAUUUUCUCAAGUUGCUGUUUUGAAAUAGCACAAAGAUUACUUUACAGACCCAUCAUCAACCAUCUACAGCAGUCCAGAAUGUUUUUUAGAAAACCACACAAAGUGGAGGCCUGGAGAAGUCAGGCAGCCUUCCAGUGUGUCACAGCUUACAGCUCCUGCAUAUACUGUAGAUAUUUUUGGAGGCUCACACCAGGGCUGGGCAACACUCAUAACUCAAUGAGAUUUAAAAUCUUUUCUCAUUGAUUUUAUCCAUGUCCAUGAGCUUCCAAACCCAUUACUCUUUAGAGAAAAAGAAUAUAUGUCAUUAGCUUCCCAGUCCUGAGAAUCAGAGAAAAAACACACGUUGUUGCCUUCAUUGCUGCAAAAUUGAAGAUGGAAAGACGGGACCAAAAAGCAAACCUUAGUAUCUGGAGAUGAUACAAGGAAGACUAUUUCUUAACUGACUUACAGGCUGACUGGUACCUUUGCACAUGUUUAAUCUAUUCAGAUGUGCAAAUGGUUGUGCCUGCGGGUGUUUUCCAUGUCCACUUGUUUUUUAAAGUGCUCAAGGAUACAACAGUGUCUUUAGAGAGAUGUCCCCCCCCACCACCACAUGUAUGUUUGUUAAUAUCAACUUCAAAAGUUGUUGAUGAAUAAAGUUCAAACUACCCAGAUACUUGGGAAGUCUUUGUGUUUAUGUGCUUGGGCAAAGAGAGAGCCAUUCUGUCUGGGCUGAGAGAGAUCACUGGGUGGCUUUGAGCCUAAAUUACCUCGCAGGGUUAUUGUGAGGAUAAAAUAAGAGCCAUGAACACUGUCUUCAGCAGUAAAUAAAUAUAAUAAUUAUAGAGACUUCAUAUUGUUGUUAAAGCAAGCACAAUAGGCAGAUAGCUGGAUUUUGCCGGAAGGAGGAACUGUUUUCAUAUUCUUGUUGGAAUGAAUUAAAUGCUGCUAUGAUUAGGCAAGGGACUAAAAUAUAAAAACAUUAAAAAGUCAAACAAUAAUAAUCUGAUCCAAUAAAAAAAGUCACAAUAACUUUAAAAUAAAGCACUUAUAUCAAAUAAAGCAAUAUUCAGUAAUCCCUGUAUCGGGAAGUUUUUAAUGUUUGAUGUUUUACAACGUUUUAUACAUGCUGUAAGCUGCCUAGAGUGGCUGGGAAAACCCAGCCAGACGGGCAGGAUAUAAAUAAUAAAAGUAUUAUUAUCCAUUAGAAUUUAAUAGUAAACAGUAAAUUAAAUAUCAGCAAAUAAUAAUCAAACAGUUUACGAUUAUCAAUUACAAAAAAAUUACUAAACUAUAAUAAAUAAAAAUAAUGGCAAGUCACAGAUGACAACCUUGAGUUAGAUUAAGAACUUUGAGAACUUAAAAAAGAAAAGUCACUUUAUCCAGAGCCAGUCUACAUAUAUAUUAGCCAAUUUUGACCUCUUUCUUAAUGGUGACAUGGACCAUUCAUAAUUUAGGGAUAUUCUUGACAACUGUGAGCAGGGCAGUGGGGUGGGGUAAGUGAAGACAAGCUACAACAAUUAACUAUAACGUUCACUGCUCCUGCUCAGGUGGCACAGAAAAAGCAUUUUGGUUUCUAAAAUUCAUUCUGAUUGUGCAGAUAAAAUACAACUGAUAAAAUUAUACAGAAUGGGGUAUUAGUGUGUGCAAAUAGUCAAUCUCCAAUGAUCCCCCAGGCAUGCGCCUCUAGAUGGUGGGGGUGUCUUCACUUGGUUGCAAGUGGCCAAUAAUGCACCUGGCACCUGCCUAAUUCGAACACUGGUUGUAGUAACAGUAUCAGCAUCCCUCUCUGCAGCCUCUCUUGCUCUACAGCAUACAUCCCAGCUAAACCCUUCAUCCCUGCUUCCUGGUUAGAUCACUCCCAACUCUUAACUUCAUAACUUCUAAGAUCUCCUUUUCUAACACGUGAAGAGGCCUCACAUUUGCAUUCUCUUUUUUUUUUAAUGAUAUUUAUUAAAAUUUCAAAAAGAGGAAUUACAUAAAUAAAGAAAAGGAGAAAAAACAAAAAAAACCCAGACAAUAAACAGAAGUAAAAAUACAGGAAAAAUACAAAAUACAGAAUAAAAGAAUAAAAAACACUUUUUAAAAAAUACAUCAAUCUUUCCAUGCCUUACAUUCAUAUCCUUGUUUCCCUGACCUCCUCAUACCUCCCUUUUUUGUAUUCCAAUUCAGUUAGUUAAUUCAGCAAUUUCUUUCCCUCUUUAUUUUCUCUUAAUCCUUUAACUUAAUAUACUAUAGCUUUGAAUUUUCACCUGUUAUCAAUCCAUUUUUUCAUACACCUUUAUAGCAUUACUGCUUAAACCACCUAACUUCAUUCUAACGUCAUUCUAACAUUCAUUAAUUUUGCAAUAUUUCUGUAGAUAGUCUUUAAAUUUCUUCCAGUCUUCUUCCACCGACUCUUCUCCCUGGUCUCGGAUUCUGCCAGUCAUUUCCGCCAAUUCCAUGUAGUCCAUCACCUUCAUCUGCCAUUCUUCCAGCGUGGGUAGGUCUUGUGUCUUCCAAUACUUUGCAAUAAGUAUUCUUGCUGCUGUUGUGGCAUACAUAAAGAAAGUUCUAUCCUUCUUUGGCACCAAUUGGCCGACCAUGCCCAGGAGAAAGGCCUCUGGUUUCUUCAGAAAGGUAUAUUUAAAUACCUUUUUCAUUUCGUUAUAGAUCAUCUCCCAGAAAGCCUUAAUCCUUGGGCAUGUCCACCAAAGGUGAAAGAAUGUACCUUCAGUUUCUUUACAUUUCCAACAUUUAUUAUCGGGCAAAUGAUAGAUUUUUGCAAGCUUGACUGGGGUCAUGUACCACCUGUAUAUCAUUUUCAUAAUAUUCUCUCUUAAGGCAUUGCAUGCCGUAAACUUCAUACCUUCACAUUUGCAUUCUCACACCCAUUUCCUUUGAUCCUGUGUAGUGGGAACACACACUGAACUUCCUCUGCUCUGAACUCCCUUGUUGUUUAUUUCCCCCAUGUGGUCAUCUCACAAAGAAGUCUGUCUGACUUCAUUAACACUUGCUGAUUGGGUUAGGAUUAUAAUGUCCAAUAUACAACCCAGGAAGUGUGCCUGCUUAACUUGCUUUUACAUGUGGUGUUACAGAGGAUGAUGAGUGGUUCUAUCACACCUUAUUACCCCUGAUACCACACUUGGGUCUAGCUAUUCCACAUACCGGUCCUAAUUAAAUCCUAACAUUAAUCAGACACAAGAAUUUAGCACCCACGGAUAUGUUCUAUUGAGGAAUAGUUAAUGGCAAAGUUUUGCAUUAAUGGCAAAGUUUUGCAUUAAUAGUUAUUGGCAAAGUUUUGAGCAUGCUGUGUUCUGCAUAUUCUUGCACUGUGUGUCUGUAUCUGUUGCCAAGAUCAAGUUUUAUUCGUCUCUGGUUUGUACAUACCUAACCAAGAAUGCCAUAUUGUGGACCCAUGCACCUUGUAUCUGGGAGGGGUGUGGGAAGAAGUAUUAAUAGAAGACAAGCACAACCUGAGUUGGAUAAAAGUAGGCCACAGCUUUCUUAGGAUAGGCAUUGGGCAUGAAUCCAUGUUAUCUACCAGCCUACCUGCUGGCUGAUGAGCUUUUUCAACAGCCAGGUUGACGGUUGCUGAGGUCUACCACAGCAAGGAUAUGAUGAACCUCCCCUGGCUGCUGGGGGGGGGCACGGCCUAUCCGACUCUGGGCUUCAGGACAGAAAAUGCCACCCACCAAGAGGGUAUCCUAUAUAUUGGGAAGGGCAGUAGCUCAGUGGUAGAGCAGAAGGGCCCAACUUCAGUCCCCGGCGAGGCUGAUUGGCUCCCUUCAGUUGCCAGCCUGGCUGCAAGGCAUGCAAAGCGCUUCACACCAGCCAUAAGUUCCCCUUGCGGCUGUUUGGGGCUACAAUGGCUGCUCCUGGGUGCAAAGGAAUUGUGUGCCACUGGGCUCUCCAUGUAUGUUGUGAUAGUAGUCCCAGAUGGGUAGCUGAAAGGCAGGCAGGAGGUUGAUAACCUCCAAGUUAAUUUUUCAAAAUUAAUUUAAUACCAGUAUCAAAAAUUAAGUUAAAACAACAACAGAUCAGGAGAAUAGUUCCUACAUGGGGUAAAAGUGCAUUUUAUAAUUUUUUCAUAAUUUUUCAAGUGCUGUUAAAAAUAAUAUUCUACUUUAACUUUCUGAUUCUUUUUUUCAUAUCGUGUAUAAAAAAGAAAAGUAUUUGUUCAAUGCUCAGUUUUUGGUUUUCCAGAUACUUAUAUUACGAUGUGUGUUCUAAAAUGUGCCCAAAUAGGAAUGCACAUUUCGAUGAAAAAAUUGUUCAUCUCAUGGAAGGCAGUGGUGUCCAUGUGCAUUCCAGUAAGCAUCUCCUGAUCCAUCUGGUGAUAUGAGAACAAAUCUGUUUAAUUUAAUUGGGAUUGUAAAUGUAAGACGUAGGCUGCCAUCAAAUGAGAGUGUUUCCUACUCAGGCCCCUCAAUGAUAAAUGGAACUUGAGCAAAAACAAAACAUUUGAAUGAAUGAGCCAUUUGUUUCAAUGGGGCUUGCAUAGGAGAAAUGCUUGGUGGAUUGUUCCCAUACUUCACCUCUCUAGUUCAGUAGUCUGCCAUGCUUUUGAAUGUCUUAAUGCAGGCAUUCUUAGAUGUACCAUGAAAAAGUUUUACUGUUUUUCUAUGACUUAGAAUAUAUCUUUUGACGGUACAUUUUAAAGAGUUUGCCUCUUUAAGAUGUUGCACAGAGAUUUAACACAUAGCAAUUUGAAUAUAGGGACGCGGGUGGCGCUGUGGGUUAAACCACAGAGCCUAGGACUUGCAGAUCGGAAGGUCGGUGGUUCGAAUCCCUGCGACGGGGUGAGCUCCCGUUGUUGGGUCCCUGUUCCUGCCAACCUAGCAGUUCGAAAGCACGUCAAAGUGCAAGUAGAUAAAUAGGUACCACUCCAGUGGGAAGGUAAACGGCGUUUCCGUGCGCUGCUCUAAUUCGCCAGAAGCGGCUUCGUCAUGCUGGCCACAUGACCCGGAAGCUGUAUGCCAGCUCCCUCGGCCAAUAAAGCGAGAUGAGCACCGCAACCCCAGAGUCGGCCACAACUGGACCUAAUGGUCAGGGGUCCCUUUACCUUUUCAGUGGUGCCUCGCAAGACGAAAUUAAUCCGUUCCGCGAGAGUCUUUGUCUAGCGGUUUUUUCGUCUUGCGAAGCAACCCUAUUAGCGGCUUAACGGAUUAGCGCUAUUAGCGGUUUAGCGGCUAUUAAAGGCUUAAAGGCUUAGCGGAUUAGCUGCUAAAAGGCUAUUAAAGGCUAUUAAAGGCUUAGCAGAUUAGAUAAAGGGGAAAAGCGAAAAAAAAAUCUCUAGACUCGCAAGACAUUUUCGUCUUGCGAAGCAAGCCCAUAGGGAAAUUCGUCCUGCGAAGCAACUCAAAAACGGAAAACCCUUUCGUCUAGCGGAUUUUCCGUCUUGCGAGGGAUUCGUCUUGCGGGGCACCACUGUACCUAUUUGAAUAUUUAUGUACUGUGUCUUUGUUUGUCCAAAAAAAUAGUUCUUGUACAAGCAGGCCUAGGGUGACCUAUGGUGGCAUAAAACAGCUUCAGUAUUAAGAUUCCCCCCCCCCCCAUCUUUAGCAGACAGAAGAUUGUACAGUAAGCGGAAUAUUUAAGACUGUGGCUUUGUCUGCUCAGAAUUCCCAUUUGGAGGCAACAUGCUGGGUGGAUUCAGUGUAUGACUAUUUUCUUUGUUGUCCUGGCUCCACAUACAUUUUUACGUUAUAUGUAAAUCCUCCAGUUACUCUGUGGUUUAUAUAUAAUGAACUACAGUUCUAGCAAGAAUCUGGAGGUUCCUGCUUUGGAAUAAUAGCAGAAGACAUAUAAUAAAUGGAAACCCUAACUUACUAACAAGCAUCUUAAUUAGUUGUGGUAUUAUUACUGGCUGUUGCUAUAUCAGCUGUUAAAAUUUUGAGUUUUAAAAAUGGAGAAGCCUGAUCUUUUCUCCUGACUUCAUUUUUUUUGUCCUGUGCUGGUGCUCAAAAGUCUGCUCUUCACUCCUUUCCUGCUUCUGUUGCUGCUGCUGCUGCAAUGGGGAGGGAACAAUCCGGAGUCUGGCUUGUUGCUUCAUGGAAUUUGGACUCAUGGUUUUUUUUCUGUCCAGAUAAACCUUGGCUUUCAUUUGUGGUUUGUUUGGAGAGAAACAAACCACAAGCCCAUGUUCCACAUAACAACAAAUAUAACAUGGAGUUUGGGCCACCAGCAUGCUGCUUGAUCACAUUAUACCAUUAUUUUAACUGUAGUUUAAUGUAAUGCAUAAACCAAGUUGUUGUGUCCAAAUCUGCAUGCCAUAACUCAGGAUAUAACAGUGUGUUGUGAGCUGUUGGCUAAUGCAGUGUGCAAAUUUUACUGCCUUAGACCAGUGAUCUCCUAAACUAUCUACCGCCAUGGAAUUCUUUCCACAUCAGUUUGCUCGUGUACAUCUGUUGCAGCAUUUCUGCAAACAGCAGGGAUUUCAAGACAUGUUCUGUCUGAGCUGUGUUCGUCUUAGAACAUGCUCAGGAUCCUGUUUGCAGCUAUUUGCUGCAGGGGGCGUCUGUAGUUGUGAUCAAGCUAUUUUUAAGAGGAGCUUUUAACCAUGACUUGUUUCUACACUGAGAAACCCCUGGUAAGCUUCCGAGGAGCUCUUGGAUCCGCUUAGAGGGAUAAAAUUUGUAGCUUGUGUAGCUUGUAUGAAAGAUUCAUGUUAUAAAACCAUCCAAAUGCCGUUUAUUUGUGUUGCACUAAGAAAAUUAAUUUUGUAAAGUUUUUUGAGGAUUUAUUACAAAAAUGUUUAUCAAAUUUGUUUUUUUUUAAAUAAACAUUUUAAUUUCAGUUACAUCUUUUUAAAUUUCUGACUGCAUAAAAACUUUUAUGUUAGUUACUGAACCAGUAAAUAAUAACUUUAUAUUGUGAAUUAUCCUGCUGUCACGCUGGUUAUGUUGGGAUUUUAAAAAAAUGUUUUAGUGUAAAGGGAAAAGGUUUUGAAAAGCACUCAGUUUUUCUUUGAUAAACUUAGGAAACUGCACGCCACUCCUCCAGUGAGGAGCAAAGAGGAACAGAAAAGGGCAAGCACUGCUUGCAAAUAAAGGAAGUGAGCUGAUGUUAAUUUGUUUAUAAGUAGCAGAAGAGUUGACAGCAUCAAAUGGGGGGAACUAUUCAGAACCUAAGGGCAGAUGCUGAAAUAUCAAGUCACCUUUAAUAUUGGGGAAAGAACACCUAAACUGUCUCUAAAGGGCAGGAUCUGAUAAAAGUGCAGUGAGGGUGGCAGCUCAGGUAUGUAGACAGCUGAGUACAGAUGGCUUACAGGUGAAACUCGGAGAAUUAGAAUAUCGUGGAAAAGUUCAUUUAUUUCAGAAAUUCAACUUAAAAGGUGAAACUAAUAUAUGAUAUAGACUCAUGACAUGCAAAGCAAGAUAUGUCAAGCCUUUAUUUGUUAUAAUUGUGAUGAUUAUGGCGUACAGCUGAUGAAAACCUCAAAUUAGCAAUCUCAGAAAAUUAGAAUCUCAAAUGAAAUCAGCAAAACAAGGAUUGAAAAAAGAGCAAUAUUGGACCUCUGAGAAGUAGAAGCAUGCAUAUGUACUCAGUACUUGGUUUGGGUCCCUUUUGCAUCAAUUACUGCCUCAGUGCAGUGUGGCAUGGCUGCUAUCAGCCUGUGGCACUGCUGAGGUGUUAUGGAAGACCAGGAUGCUUCAAUAGCAGCCUCCAGCUCUUCUGCAUUGCUCGGUCUCAUGUCUCUCAUCUUUCUCUUGGCAGUGCCCCAUAGAUUCUCUAUGGGGUUCAGGUCAGGCGAGUUUCCUGGCCAAUCAAGCACAGUAAUUCCAUGGGCAUUGAACCAGGUUUUGGUACUUUUGGCAGUGUGGGCAGGUGACAAAGUCCUGCUGGAAAAUGAAAUCGGUGAAGGUGGCCAAUAGAGGCACUGGCCAGCCUGUGGAUCUGGAUCCCAGGGACAGGGCCCCUGCGGCUGGCAGGGGAAAGAGCCAGCAGACUGCUGCAGCCACCACUUUUCACACUGUAGUUCACACUCACGUGAACUACUGUGUGACGACAGGCAAGAGCAAAUAUAUCGACAUCAUUAUUGCAGAAGUUAUAGUAGAAGUGCAGUAGGUUUGUUGUUUUGACUUGUUUCCCUCUGUCAGGAAAAAAUACUUUCCUGUGUUAUAACCAUACACAACAAUAUUGUAUAACCAUUUAUUUAUUUUAAACAUUUAUAUCCUGCUUUUUAGUCAACAAGCCCCAGACUAGCUUUCAUUAAUACUGCCUUUCUGUCAAGCACUCAAGACAUAAUACACUUUAAAAAUACUUAUGUAGAACAACAGAGUCCUCUCAGGCCAGCUGAUGAUCUUCAGGAGCUGAUGACACAAACUCACCUGGGCUUCCUAUCUUCUGCCUUCCCUUAGGGCACGCAGGUUUCAAGUUGCCCCUGGGAAGGUAGGGGAGGGACUCCUGCUCUGGAGGCUGGGACCCAAACCAAUGGAUUCAGGUUACAAGAAAGGAGAUUCUAACGGAAUCCCUUGGGACGGUCUCCUUUGGGACGAUGUGGACUCUCCAUCUUUGGAGGUUUUUAAGCAGAGGUUGGAUGGCCACCUGUCAUGUAUGAUCUGUUUGAGAUUUCUGCAUUGCAGGGGCGUCAGGCUGGAUGACCCUGGGGUCCCUUCCAACUCAACAAGUCUAUGAUUCUAUGAAUAUAUAAGUAAUAUAUUGGAAUUAUAGCCCCUGUUCUUCUAAAGAAAGCAAUAACAAGGCUAGCAUCGAGGAGCUUUUCCUUCCUUUCCCUGGAAUGGCAGAAGCUGGAGAAACAUUCUCCCUCUCGUCUCUACUGAGCCUGACCCGCAGUGGCAUUCCAAGGCAUGUUCUUGCAGACAUUCCUGAAUGCUUGGCUAUGAGGUCAGAGACAAUGAAGUCAUAAUACAAAAGGCAGGAGUGAGGAGAGAGCCCACCCCCUCAUGGACUUAACUGUGCACUCUGGUGCUGCUAAUUAAAGAGCACAAGCUGAGGGAAUUUCAGGCUGCAGCACUUGACGCUUUCCCAAGCCACUCAAGGAUUUGAUCCCCUGGAAGCUGUCUUAGAUAUUAGUGUUGUGAAUAACAGAAAUAAAGCAACCAUAUCUCAGUUUGGGUAGGUAACUUAUAUAAUGACCAGAACUUCAGGCUUUAAAUAGACUUUUUGUUAUUUCAUAUCUCUGCAUAUGGUUCAACUGUUACUUCCACAAAACAUCGCCUUGUGGCAGAAAUCCUUAAAGGUUGCAACUUUUUAGCUGAAUAUGACCUGCUGCAAUAAUUCCACUUCUGCUCUUUUGACACCCUGGACUCUCUACUGCUUUCUGUAUCAGAGAAGUUCCAUCUGUCUUAUAUUUUCCUGUGCAUGUAAUAUGUUGCUGGGCUUAAAAUUUAAUUUCCCAAUAGUUUGCUUCCACUUAGCGUUGCUUUUGACUGCCAACCUGACAAAUUAAGACUGACAAAAAUUAGAUGCUCACAUAUUAAUGUACAAGCCCACCAAGCAGUUAAGUUCUGGGGACGGCCUGUUUCAUGUGCCUCUUCUGCCUGGCGUGAGAAGGGGUGGGGAAGCAGAAUAUGACCUGCCUGCUUUUUGAAAAUAGUAUGAGAACCUCAAUGGGGAGUGGACCCCUUUUCCCUAAAAACAGCACCUGGUGGGCAUUUGAUACCUUGGACUUGACAGACUUGUGGGGAGAGGAAGCUGCAUUAUUUUCUAAGCGAAGUCAAAGCUGGCUUGUAUGGCUUUAGUUUUUAUUGGUGUUCCUGUCUUCUUUCAGACAUGUUAGGUGACCUAGCAUGCAUUUGUGAAAGUGUAUUUCACAUUUCCCCCACCUUUUUAAUCCCUCUUUUUCGUAUUAAAUCAGUUUUACUCUCAAUGCAUUGUUUAAAUGAGCUUCAUGCAAUUCUUUUUCCUAAUUGCCUAGGAGAUGUUGAGCUAUCCUACAGUUUAUGGAGUUGAUGACUCCUUUGAGAAGAUAAUACACGGAGUUGGUUUAGCUCCUGGACUAGUUAUCAUUCAAUACUAGCGUUUGAAUGAAGAAAGAGUGGGUGAAGGGAAAAUUGGUGAGUGGGAAAAUCCCUAGUAUUCUGCUGGCAUGGAAGGAAAUCUGUUCCAAGGCUAAGGAGAUGAGACAUUCUAAAAAACAAACCACCCACUUCUUAUCAUCACAAAGAAAUCAGCUGAAUCUAAACAGCAGCAUUACUUCCUCUGACCCCAGGUAUCAUGGUCAACAUAAGUGUUCAAGGUACCUGAAUCAAGCUGUUUUCAGUGAUCCAUUUGGUGCAUUAUGUUCUUGUGGGUUUGAUAAGCAAAACUGAGAUGCAUAAUUCUAUAAUUCUGUGAAGUUGAAAAAGCUAAUGAAAGUGACUUCAGCUCGUAGCCAUCUGCACCCUUAUCUGGACAGGAAUAGCCUAACUUGGGCUUCCUCAACCCCAGCCCUCCAGAUGUUUUGUGACUACAAUUCCCAUCAUCCCUGACCACUGGUCCUGCUAGCUAGGGAUCAUGGGAGUUGUAGGCCAAAAACAUCUGGAGGGCCGAGGUUGAGGAAGCCUGGCCUAACUGCUAUUAUCUUAUGCUCUGGUGAUCUCUAGGUUAGAUUACUGCAAUGUGUUAAUAUGUAGGGCUGCCUCUGAAGAUGGUUUAGAAACUUCAGCUAAUGCAGAAUUCAGUGGCCAGGUUGCUCACUGGCGCAAGAUGACUUGAGCAUCUUACAUUGAUCCUGGCCUGACUGCAUUGGCUACCAAUUAGUUUCUGGGCCCAAUUCAAAGUGCUGGUUUUGAGCUAUAAAACCUUAAAUGGCUCAGGACCACAAUACCUCUCUCCAUAUGAACUACCCAGACCCUGAGAUCACCCUAUGAAGCCCUUCUUUGUGUGCGCCCACAUGAAAGGUCUGGAGGGUGGCAGCAUGAGAACAGGCCUUCUCUGCAGUGGCGCCCAAGGAAUGCUCUCCCCAUGCAGGUGAAAACAUUCUUCAUCAGCCAGGCCUUUGGCUGAUUGACAUCCGAUGCCCUUUUAAAUGUGUUGUGGAAGGGGGAAUUACUGGGUUGUCUUUGUUCUUACUUUUGUUAUGUAUUUUGUGUUUUUUGUAUUAUACUUUUAUGUUGUGACCCAUCCUGAGACCUAUGGGUGUAGGUUGGUAUACAAAUUUAUUAAAGAACAGCAACAGCCUAACCCCUACACCAGGCAGCCUGCUGAAAGAUUUUGUUGGCGUUUUGCUUGCUGUGCUGAUCUAUAUGUUCAGCAAGAUCACGUGACAAAGCUCUCCUUAGACUGCAUCAUUCCGGACUGCCAGGACAGGGUGGCAUUUCUAAAUGUUGCCUUGUGUUUAAAUAAAAAAGCAGGCUUAUUGCAUGUAAGAAAACUAGCAGCUUAGGGAAAGUGAGAUGGUGAGGGAGAGAAGGGAAGCAUAUGAAAAGAAAAUAGAAAAGCAAAUGGGCAGUUUGGCUAAAUGAUGCAAAAGCAAAGCUUUUGGCAAAAUGGCUUUGAUUCUCUUGCUUGUUUUGGAUGGUAUAGUAAGGUAAUCUUUGCAGGCAGUGUGUUGUAGUGGUUAGAAUAUUGGACUAGGUAGGGGUCAGCAAACUUUUUCAGUAGGGGGCUGGUCCACUGUCCCUCAGACCUUGUCGGGGGCCAGACUAUAUUCUUUUUUUGGCCGGGGGAUGAAUGAAUUCCUGUGCCCCACAAAUAACCCAGAGAUGCAUUUUAAAUAAAAGGACACAUUCUACUCAUGUAAAAACAUGCUGAUUCCCGGACUGUCCGUGGGCCGGAUUGAGAAGGCAAUUGGGCCAGAUCCAGCCCCUGGGCCUUAGUUUGCCUACCCAUGGACUAGGAGAUGAGAGGUUCAAGUUUGAAUCUUGGGCCAGUUAUUGUCUACUGCCACUGGGCAGUUGUGAGGACAGGAAGGAGGAGAACCAUGUACACCUCCUUGGGCUCACGGAAGUGAAAGGUGGGAUAUAAAUGUAUUAAUAAUCAGUCCCUGGUCUUGGAGCUUAUGUUAACCUUUGCUCCUUUUAAUAUUAAAUAAUACUGAGGAUGUGAGGUAAUGUGUAAAAGGGCUGCAAGGAAGGGUCAUGAGAAAUGGGACAGUGCAUAGAGAUUUAUGUCUAGGGUUGGAUGGUAUUUGGAUCCUCUUCAGACCUUUGAGUCUGUUAUGCUUAAACAAGGAUUACUGGGUUUGUCCAACAUGUCCCUGAACUUUGGAUUUCUCAAAGCUGCAAGGAAAGUGUAUGGAGACAACUGCUUUUUGUUUGUAUCUGGUGUUGGCUGCUGAUUGUCAGAUGGCCUAGAGAGACCUUUGGCCUGACUCCAUAGGAUUGCUGCCGUGCUCUUAGAAUUAAUGAGAUAGUGAGGGGCAUUUAUCCUGAACACUGACAUUCAAUUAAAAUAAUGCUGUAGAAUGUGGGUUACCAUGCAGAACAUCUAAAGUUUGGACCCUCUAAAGGGAAUUUGAGGGGAAAACCUGAGAUUCUGAAUAUAAGGUUUCAUUUUAGCCCUGUAAUUUCCUUGAUAGCCAUAUAAGCAUCAAUGGAAAUCAAUUGCUGCUUAAGUUCCUCCCCUUUCCUUGUGACUGGGCUAUGGUUUAUUCUCUUGUUGAUUUCCCUAGCAGAUGAACUGUUAAUGCUCUGCAUGCCAGUUAUUCUCCUCGCCCCAUAAGCACUUCUUGUGGUCAAUCUGCUGGAAUUAUCAUUUGAAGGGUUUCUGGGGGUGUUUUAGCUCAAGGGAUUUACACUGCUGGCAUUAGACUAAAUGAAUUGUGGCUUUUAAGGGCCUGUGAAAUACCAGGGAAUAGAAGUGCUUCCCCUUCCUUCCACAUGGAGAAUCUGUUCUUGGGGACCAUCUGUAAAUUCUCUUAUGCUUUUAAAGGUCUUUUUCAUCCAUUUUCCCUUGUCACUCUAUGCACUCUAUUAACAAGUGGCCGAUCUCACAACUCACCCAUUGACUGCCUUCUUGCAGCAGGGCAAGCCAGGGCUGCAGGAUUGUUGGAGCUUAAUGGGCAAUGUGCUAGUGCUUGUUGCUUGAGUGCGCCCGCUAUGCUCCUUCCCUGGUGUGAGGGGGAGAAAUGGACCAGAGAUCUGCCAUUAAAACUAGGCUACCUACCUGUGAUGGCCAGAUCCAGUACCCUGGUUUGUAGCUCCCUAGCAAGCCAGCAUUCAUAAACCAAGAACACACUAUGGUCAGAGGCAGGGGCAGCACAGUCCAUUUUGCCACUGUAGGUGAAAUAGGAAGCUGCCCCUCUCUCACUCCCAACCGCCCCACCAAAGCUGGGGUCCUGGCUGCUGCUACCUUUCCUCACUUCUUGUUGUGGUGGGGUAGGAGGCACUUGUGGAACUCUGGCGUCACCGUAAACAUCUCCUGCCCCCCUGCUUAUCACCAGGUCAUCCAUGCACACCCAAGCCCUGACUUUAAUAUUAUUUUGUAUAGGGCUUUCUCGGUAUGUGCGUCACUUCACAGAAUAACAUAAGCAAAAGAAGAUGGAUCCCUGCCUCAAAGAGCAUACAAUUCAAUACUAAGGGAAAGCACAAAGCAGGGUUGGGGCGGGGAGGCCUGUCCUUCAAACUCUGCUAACAUAUUUAUUUUUGGUAUAUAAUUUCCAUUAUAAUUUAUCUCAAGAUGAUUUUACAGCAUACUUAAAGCAAAAAAAAUACAGUAAACCUAUUAAAAGUACCAAAUAACAAUCAAUGCAACACACAAGUAAAGUAGCAAAGUUAAACACUUAAUUUCCAAUGUUUCAAAAUACAAAAUGCCUUGGGAAAUAAAGAGGUUGGGCACCAGGCAAGCCUCCUCAAGGGGAGCCCACAGCCCCCUCCUUUGCUGCCCCUUGAAUUGCACAAGUCAGGAUGGCUAGCCUGCCUUGCUAGCAGCCAAACCACGGGUGGCUAAAGCUGUCUAGUUUUUUAGUUUUUAAUGUGCUGUCUCCUGAUGUCUUACUUUCUGAAUUUCUUACUUUAACUCCUGUCGUAAGCUGCCUCAGGCAUCUUAAUGGAAAGGCAGGAACUAAAUGUUUUAAAUAAAAUAAAUGAUAAGAGAGGUAGCACGUUACAGUUAGCUUUUGGCGGUGGGCAUAUUGCUAUGGAGGACAGCAAAGAAGAACAGGGUCAUCUUAAGAGAAUAGGGCAGCUGAAGGCCACAGAGUUGAUGGAGUGAGGGUCAUGCAGACAGAUAUAAUGGGAAAUAAGGGUGCCAAAAGAGGAGAGGAAAAGUCCCAGGAUGGUUUGGGAGGCUCUGAUCCAGAUUUUGUGCUUAACAGCAGCAAGUCCCUGAACAUUGCACAAAAUGGUAAAAGAAGCUGCCUGUUUUUGUUUCCCAAUAAAUAUUCAAACAAAAGUUUGAAACCCAUCUGGGGGCAAGAGGAGUGGAAGAUGUGUGCAGAGUUUGCUUCUGUUCCUACUGAGGAGCAUUCUGUCCUCUUAUAAUACAUUUCCAUGCCAGGCCAGAGUAUUGCUAGCAGUCCUAGAGGAUGACCUAAAAAUGCUGCAAGCUCAGAGACUUGUGCUGCUGCCAGGACACUCUGUGCACACUGUAGACCAGGAUCUGCAUUCCACAACCCGUAUGUCAAGUUCUGAGAAAACAGUUGAGCAACCAAGUUGCUUUUUCGAAACCAUUUCAAAACUUCUCUGCCUCCUCUAAGUGCUCCUUGUAGGUGAUUUAAUUGUUCUCACCUCCACCACCUGUAACCACUAGCACACAAAUGAUGCCUCUCUCAAGGACCUUUUGGCGUAAGUUGUGUGUUGACAAACAGCCAAAGAUACAUUUAGAGCACCAGUGCGUUGUAAGUUUUUAAAAGAAACAAUCCGCUGCCUUCUUGUUGCAGUUAAAGGAAGCCAGUCCUCAACACGUAGUGAGGAAUGCUUGAUUAAAAGUGAUUUAGGAAAAAUAAUAUUGCCACUUGUUUCCUUCUGUAAAGCCUUAGUGGGCCUCUAAAUCAAAGCCAUUCACUUUUCCUAGAAACUGGGAAGGAGGAGGCGCCUCCUUUGUAACUGGCUGCAGUGCUGGGGGACUGCAUGGGGGCCUGUAGAAUGUCUUGUGAUCUUCAGCCAGGAAUUCCCGUAGAGAAGAGGUGGGUGUCUCUUCAUUAGCUGCCAAGGGAUAAUGCUACGCUAGGCAACGCAUCAUGAGUUUUGUUGUUGCUUUUGUUCAGCUCCUUAAAAGCCUUGAUUCCUCUACAGGCCUCAUGUGCCAUCUCCCUCCCCACCCCACCCCCUCCACUCUUUUACUCCCCUUUGCUUGCUGGUGCGUCUUGCUCUGCAAUGUCACAGCACUUUAUAAAUACAUAGAAUUGUCUGAACAUUUCAAAUAGCUGAAUAUUUUCUAUGGUAAUGUUAGUAAUGUCAUGAAGGGCUCUGUUCUCUCUCCCCCCCCCCCCCAGCAACCUUUAGAUGAAAUGUGGAAAUUGAGUUUCAAAAAAAUCAACUUGUUUUUAAUAUGAAAUAGGCUUCCAAUGUGGCAAUAGCCAACCUUGCCCUGCAAAUGUUCCUUUAUUCUUUUGAGGCUUGUGGGCUUUGUGCCCAGAAGUUUCUUUACAAGUCAUUUACAAAAUGUACUUUAAGAGCAAAAAGUACAUUUUAUCUUUAAUUUUUUGUUUCUCUAAUAUAUACACAGGUUUAACUUGGAGGCAAACGGCGUAGAAACCCAUAUUGCAUCCAUGUUUGGGAAAAGAUAG